CGCAGUGUUGUGUGCGUCACAGAGAGGUGACAGCAGGAGAAACCUGCAGGUCCCUGCUCAGCUGCUGCUGCUGCUGCUGCUGCUGGAGGGAGACCACCACAUCGAGGGGUCCGAGCGGACACUCAACAGGGAGCUGCAGCCAUGGCCAGCCAGCAGGACUCAGGCUUCUUCGAGAUCAGCAUCAAAUCCCUGCUGAAAUCGUGGAGCGGCACGUCGCCCGUGGGGAACGGAUACAACAAACCCCCCCUCCCUCCAGUCUGCUGUCCUCAGGGAGAGAAGGGUCCCCCGGCCAUGAUACCCAUCAGCAUCGACCCGGAGAGCAAGCCGGGCGAGUACGUCCUCAAGAGCUUGUUCGCCACCUUCACCAACGUGUCGGAGCGCAAGAUCCGCAUCAUCAUGGCUGAGCCGCUGGAGAAGCCGUUAACGAAGUCACUGCAGAGGGGAGAAGAUCCUCAGUUCGACCAAAUGAUAAGCACCAUGAGCUCUCUGGCUGAGUACUGUCUCCCCUCCAUCCUGCGCACUUUGUUCGACUGGUACAAGAGACAGAACGGACUGGAUGAGGAGCUGCACGAGUACCGGCCGAGAGCCAACACCAAGUCCAAGAACGACGAGCAGCAGAGAGAUUACCUACUUGAAAGAAGGGAUUUGGCCAUUGACUUCAUCUUCUCUCUGGUUCUUAUAGAAGUUUUAAAACAGAUGCCGCUCCACCCAGUCCUGGACAGUUUGGUCGGUGAAGUCAUUAACCUCGCCUUUAAGCACUUUAGAUACAGAGAGGGGUAUCAUGGUCCUAACACUGGCAACAUGCACACAGUAGCUGACCUCUAUGCUGAGGUGAUAGGAGUAUUAGCACAGUCAAAGUUUCCUGCUGUGAAGAAGAAGUUCCUGGCCGAGCUGAAGGAGCUGCGGGCGAAAGAGCAGAGUCCAUACGUGGUCCAGAGCACCAUCAGCCUCAUCAUGGGGGUCAAGUUCUUCAGAAUUAAGAUGUAUCCCGUCGAGGAUUUUGAAGCCUCUUUUCUGUUCAUGCAGGAGUGCGCUCAGUAUUUCCUGGACGUCAAGGAUAAGGACAUUAAACAUGCUCUGGCUGGUCUUUUUGUUGAAAUUUUGGUUCCUGUUGCCGCUGCCGUGAAGAACGAGGUGAACGUGCCCUGCCUGAGGAACUUUGUGGACAGCUUGUACGACACAACCCUGGACUUGUCCUCUAGAAAGAAGCACUCGCUGGCUUUUUACCCUUUGGUGACGUGCCUUCUGUGUGUCAGCCAGAAACAGUUCUUCCUCAACAGAUGGCACGUCUUCCUGAACAACUGCCUCUCAAAUCUCAAGAGUCGAGACCCGAAAAUGGCUCGUGUUGCACUGGAGUCCCUGUAUCGCCUGCUGUGGGUCUACAUGAUCCGGAUUAAGUGCGAGAGCAACACUGCAACACAGAGCCGCCUCAACACCAUUGUAACCACGCUGUUCCCCAAAGGAUCCCGCAGCGUGUUACCUAGAGACAUGCCGCUCAAUAUCUUCGUCAAGAUCAUCCAGUUUAUUGCACAGGAAAGACUUGAUUUUGCCAUGAAAGAAAUUAUAUAUGACCUUCUUUGUGUUGGAAAACCUGCAAAAGCCUUUAGUCUUAAUCCAGAGAGAAUGAAUAUCGGCCUCAGAGCAUUCCUGGUCAUAGCCGAUAAACUGCAGCAGAAGGACGGCGAGCCUCCCAUGCCUAACACCGGUUGCACUUUGCCCUCCGGGAACACUCUUCGAGUGAAGAAGACGUAUCUGAGCAAAACGCUGACGGACGAAGAGGCCAAAGUCAUCGGGAUGUCUCAGUAUUAUUUCAGUGUGAGGAAGGCUAUUGACAACAUCCUCCGACACCUGGACAAGGAGGUGGGACGCUGCAUGAUGAUGACCAAUGCUCAGAUGUUGAACAAGGAACCCGAGGACAUGAUCACAGGUGAGAGGAAGCCUAAGAUCGACCUGUUCAGGACGUGUGUUGCUGCCGUUCCUCGCAUCCUGCCUGAUGGGAUGUCCAAGCCUGAGCUCAUAGACCUGCUCUCACGGUUGACAAUCCACAUGGACGAUGAGCUGCGACUCAUUGCCCAGAAUUCCUUGCAAAGCCUGCUGGUGGAUUUCCCGGACUGGCGUGACGACGUCCUGUUCGGCUUCACGAGCUUCCUCCUGCGUGACGUGCAGGACACCCACCAGGCGCUGCUGGAUUCCUCCCUCAAGCUUCUGCUGCAGCUGCUCACACAGUGGAAACUGACGCAGGCCGCCUCAGGGAAGAGCCAGGACACAGCUAAGAUACACACUGCCGAGCUGCUGCAGACCAGCCCAAGUCCGAAGACCCCUCCGGAGCGAGGUCCUCACUCGGCCGUGCUGCACGCCGUGGAGGGGCUGGCCCUGGUGCUGCUCUGCUCCUGUCAGCUGAGCACCCGCAGACUCGCCAUCGCCAUCCUCAAAGAGAUACGAAGUCUCUUCAUGGCCAUCGGACAGACCGAGGAUGACGAUAAACCGAUGAUAGAGAUCAUGGAUCAGCUCAGCCCUGUAAUCCUGGAAAGUUUUGUCAACGUCACAGUCUCUGACACAGCCGCACAGUCCGCCGGCCACCACGUGGACCUUCAGUGGCUCGUGGAGUGGAACGCGCUCCUGGUCAACAGUCACUACGACAUCAGGAGCCCGUCCCACGUGUGGCUCUUCGCCCAGUCGGUGAAGGACCCCUGGGUGCUGUGUGUCUACAGCCUCCUCCGACAGGACAACCUGCCCAAGCACUGCCCCACGGCGCUCAGCUACGCCUGGCCCUACGCCUUCACCCGGAUGCAGAUGCUCAUGCCUCUGGUGGAUCCAAAUAACCCUGUGUAUGCGAAGAAGACCAGCACCUCUGGCAGUGGGGACGGUUACAUCACCCUGUGGAGAAACUACCUGAUCCUUUGCUUCGGAGUUGCCAAGCCCAGUAUCAUGAGCCCCGGCCACCUGAGAGCGUCGACACCUGAGAUCACGUCUUCCACACCUGACGGCGCUGUCAGCUACGACAACAAGGUGAUCGGGAGCCCGUCGGUGGCCUGGCUCCUGAAGCAGCUGGUUCCUCUGAUGAGGUCAGAGAGCAUCGAGCUGACGGAAUCAUUAGUUCUGGGCUUCGGUCGCACCAACUCCCUCAUUUUCAGGGAACUUGUCGAGGAGUUACAUCCCCUAAUGAAGGAGGCGUUAGAGAGAAGGCCUGAGAACAAGAAGCGACGUGAGCGGCGAGAUCUGCUCCGACUGCAGCUGCUGCGGAUCUUUGAGCUGCUGGCUGAUGCGGGCGUCAUCAGUGACAGUACAAACGGAGCUCUGGAACGUGACACCCUUGCCCUGGGCGCUCUGUUCCUGGAGUAUGUGGAUCUAACGCGGAUGCUCCUGGAGGCCGAGAAUGACAAAGACGCCGAGAUCCUCAAGGACAUCCGGGCUCACUUCAGCGCCAUGGUGGCUAACCUCAUCCAGUGUGUGCCAGUGCACCACAGGCGCUUCCUGUUUCCCCAGCAGAGCCUGCGACACCACCUCUUCAUCCUCUUCAGUCAGUGGGCCGGCCCGUUCAGCAUCAUGUUCACCCCUCUGGACCGCUACAGUGACAGGAACCACCAGAUCACCAGAUACCAAUACUGUGCCCUGAAGGCCAUGUCUGCCGUGCUGUGCUGUGGACCCGUGUUUGAUAACGUGGGCCUCUCUCCAGACGGAUACCUCUAUAAGUGGCUGGAUAAUAUUCUCGCCUGCCAGGACCAGCGGGUGCAUCAACUUGGCUGUGAAGUCGUCAUCUUGCUCCUGGAGCUCAACGCCGACCAGGUCAACCUCUUCAACUGGGCCGUGGAUCGCUGCUACACGGGCUCCCACCAGCUCGCCUCAGGCUGCUUCAAAGCCAUCGCCACCGUCUGUGGCAGCAGCAGGAACUACCAGAGUGAUAUCGUCACGCUGCUGAAUCUGGUUCUCUUCAAGGCCUCAGACACCAGCAGAGAAAUCUAUGAGAUUUCCAUGCAGCUCAUGCAGAUUCUCGAAGCUAAGUUGUUCGUUUACUCGAAGAGGAUCACAGAGCAGAAGCCGGGCAGUAUCCUGUACGGCACUCACUGUCCGCUGCCGCCGCUGUACAGUGUCUCUCUGCCUCAGUUGUCCAGCCAGCUGGCGAGGAUGUACCCUGAACUCACGCUUCCUCUAUUCUCAGAGGUUAGCCAGAGGUUCCCCAGCACCCAUCCCAACGGGAGGCAGAUCAUGCUGACCUACCUCCUGCCCUGGCUCAGCAACAUCGAGCUGGUGGACAGCGGCCUGCUGCUCCCGGCCUUCACGCCGUGCACCUCGGAUUACGACGCUUCCAGCCGCACGACCAGCACCGGCUCAUCGCACCAGCUGAAGGGCAGCGGCUGGGGCUCCCUGCAGGCCACGUCCAUGGUCCUCAAUAACCUAAUGUUCAUGACAGCCAAGUAUGGAGACGAGCUGCCUGGACCGGAGAUGGAGAACGCCUGGAACGCUCUCGUGAGCAAUGACAAGUGGAGCAACAAUCUGAGAACCACUCUCCAGUUUCUCAUCAGCUUGUGUGGUGUCAGCAGUGACACCACUCUCCUGCCAUAUAUAAAGAAGGUGGUGAUCUACCUGUGUCGGAACAACACCAUGCAAACCAUGGAGGAGUUGAUAUUCGAGUUACAGCAAACGGAUCCAGUCAACCCUGUGGUGCAGCACUGUGACAGCCCUCCUUUCUAUCGUUUCUCUGCCACAAGCAAGAUCUCCACAGCAGCUUCAGGCACCACAUCGAGCAGCAACACUGUUGUCGCCUGCCAGGAAAACUUCCCAGAUCCGGACGAUAACAAGACCGUAAAGGAUAAUGAGGACAGACUGGGCCACAAAAUGCGAGCACACAACCGCCUGGAAUCACGCUACAGCAACAGCUCGGGAGGAUCGUACGACGACGAUAAGAGUGAACCACUUCCUCCCUACGCCGAUUGGCUGGUAGUCGUCAUAGAGACCAAUCAGCCCCAUCCGCUGCCCAUGCCUGUGAAUGGAGGAUGCUGGGCUCCGCUGGUGGACUUUCUGCCAGAGACCAUCACUCCCAGAGGACCCCUGCACAGAUGUAAUGUAGCUGUCAUCUUCAUGACAGAGAUGGUGGUGGAUCACAGUGUGAGAGAGGACUGGGUCAUGCACCUGCCUCUACUGCUCCAUGCCUUGUUUUUGGGAAUGGACCACUACCGUCCGGAGGUGUUUGAACACAGCAAACGUCUCCUCCUCCAUCUGCUCAUCACAUUGUCCUGUAAAAACAACUUCCAGGCCAUUGCCUCAGUCUUACUGCAGACACGUGAGAUCAACGGCACCAAGACCCUCACCUGUAAACCAAGUCUACAGCCGGAGUCUUCACCUGCUGGAGGUGUGGACUUCCUGCGGGAGGGUCAGGCGUCUCCCGUACCAGACUCUGGCCUGAGCUCAUCCUCAACCUCGUCCAGUCUGAGUCUGGGGGGCAGCAGCAACAACCUGCCUGAGAUCUCACAGGAGGUGGAGGAGCUGGUGGCUUCCAAUGAAAUCGACGAGAAGACCAACAAGCUCAUUGAGUUUUUAUCCACAAGAGCGUUUGGACCGCUGUGGUCCCAUGAAGACAUUUCACCAAAGAACCAAAUUUCAAAAAGCACCGGGCAGCUGACAAACUUCCUGCGACACGUGGUGUCUGUGUUCAAAGACUCCAAGUCAGGUAACACUGCUUUCAAAGAUGCACCACACUCCAGAGCCCGGUCUUUACCACUGAAUAAAUCACCUCCUUGUCCGCUGUUAGAUUUCCACCUGGAGCAGCAGCUCAGUGACGUGGCGCUGCAGACGGCGCUGUGCAGCUCGUCACGCCACUACGCCGGCCGCUCCUUCCAGGUGUUUCGAGCCCUGCGUCAGCCGCUCUCCGCCCACGCCGUGUCCGACCUGCUCUCCAGGCUGGUGGAGGUCGUGGGGGAACAUGGAGAAGAAGUGCAGGGCUACGUGAUGGAAGUAUUACUCACACUGGAAUCUGUGGUGGACAACUUGGCCGAGUGUUUGAAGAACAAUGAUCUCAUGGCGAUCUUGACGAGAGCCUCAUCUCCGGAUUUCCUGACCAGUUUCAAGCUGCUGUCGAACAGGAACAGCACGGGGCAGCUCAAUCUCAGAAGAGACGAGCGUGGCACACAUCAGAGGAGCUCCUCCGUGCCCAAGAAGUUUGGAGAGGCGGACAGAUGGUCUGAUCCCCCCCGCAGCGCCACGCUGGACCGAAUCCAGGCCUGUGAGAAACCGGGCUUCUUAGCCAAGGCCCGCAGCUUGUCCUCAUCCAAAGACAACGUCACGGACCCGGCCAACAUCAACCACCCCAGCAACCUGUUGGCCACCAUCUUCUGGGUGGCGGUGUCUCUGAUGGAGUCAGACUUUGAGUUUGAGUAUCAGAUGUCCCUGAGGCUGCUGAAUAAGCUGCUGGGCCACAUGUCGCUGGACAAGCAGGAGAACAGGGAGAAGCUGGAGAAGCUGCAGACUCAGCUGAAGUGGAGCAGCUUCAGCGGGCUGCAGCAGCUGCUGCUGAAGGGCUUCACCUCCGUGUCCACCACCGACCUCACGCUGCAGCUCUUCUGCCAACUCACACCUGUGUCACGAGUGCCUGUAGUGGACACCUCACAGGCCAUAGGUUUUCCCUUGAACGUUCUCUGCCUGCUUCCACAUCUCGUGCAGAACUUUGACGGCCCCUCGCUCUUCUGUCAAGACGUUGCUGAGAGGAUCGCCCAGGUUUGCCUUGAGGAGAAGAACUCCAAGCUCUCCAACCUCGCUCACGUCAUGACCCUUUAUAAAACGCAUUUAUACACACGAGACUGCUUCUCCUGGGUCAACGUGGUUUGUCGAUAUCUUCACGAGGCCUUCUCGGAUAUCACCCUCCGCCUGGUCACCUACAUGGUCGAGCUGCUGGAGAAAGGUCUACCCAGUAUGCAGCAGACGCUUCUACAGAUCAUCUACAGCCUCCUGAGUCACAUGGACCUGUGUGGAAUUCAAGCCAAACCCUUCAACAUGGAGGUGCUCAAGACAAUUGAGAAGUUUGUCCAGACUGUCCAUUGGAGGGAAGCGCUGAAUAUCCUGAAGCUGGUGGUUUCUCGAUCGGCCAGUCUGGUGCAGCCCUCAGCCCCGCAAAGUGUCCUCUGCUACGAGGACAUCAGCCGGGUCUGGGAGCGCUCCACCAAGGCCUUGCCGGGGAAAACUCUGGAUUUCCACUUUGACAUAUCUGAGACGCCGGUGAUCGGUCGGCGUUACGAUGACCUUCAGCGCUCUCCGGGCCAAGAUGUGAAGAGCAGGACCACCUCGUCGACCUCCUCGGGAUCCACAUCCAACAACGUCCUGGUGCCGGUCAGCUGGAAGAGGCCUCAGUCCUCUCAGAAAAGAACUCGAGAAAAACUGGUGCACGUGUUGUCUCUGUGUGGACAAGAAGUGGGGCUCACAAAAAAUCCUUCGGUGAUCUUCUCCAGCUGUGGGGAGCUGGACCUCAUGGAGCACCAGCCCAGCCUGGUGUCCUCCGACGACGGGACCCGGGAGCCAGACAACAUGGACGACACCACCUCGGAGCAGCAGUUCAGGGUCUUCAGAGACUUUGACUUCCUGGAUGUGGAGCUUGAGGAUGGAGAGGGAGAGACGAUGGACAACUUCAACUGGGGUGUGCGGAGACGCUCCAUGGACAGUCUUGACCAGAGUGACCUGCAGCCCCUGGAGGAGAGUCAGCUGUCCAGCAGCAUGCCCAGCCUCAGCAAGAUCACACUCGAAGACUCCGAUGAGUCGUCAGAAGAAGACUCGCUCAGCGCCAGCCAGAUCCUCUCUCACUCACAGCUUAUGGUGAACCUCUCUCCAACAGCAGAGAUCAGUAACAUGGACUCUCCCUCCGGCUUUUCUGACACAACUCCAUCUGACUCAACUCCUCUGAACUCCAAAAAUCCUAGUUUCGAAGUCCAACCGCCAGAGGACUCGAAGCCGCGGCAUGAGUUGUCACAGGAAGACGAAGACACCAACGUCCAUGAGGAUGACGUCUCUUUCUCCAUCAGUGAACUGCCCCCGGAAUAUUACUGCGGGGACAGUCUGACAAUGGACGCGGUUCACAGUGAUCACAGAGGAGAACUGGAGCUCGACAGCUGCUUACCCAGUCUUGCAGAGGAGGAGAGAGACGACAUGCUGGAGUCCCGCUCUUCCCCACCACCGUCGCCCUUCUUCUCCGCCAUCCUCGCAGCCUUCCAGCCGGCCGUGUGCGAUGAUGCAGAGGAGGCUUGGCGAAGUCACAUCAACCAGCUCGUGUCUGACUCGGAUGGAUCCUGUGCCGUCUACACUUUCCACGUGUUUUCCUCACUGUUCCAGAGUAUCCAGAGCAAAUUCUGCUCUUUGACCUGUGACGCUGUGAGUUACCUCGGCGACGGACUGCGGGGGUUAGGAUCAAAGUUUCUGAGGUCAUCUCAGAUGCUGACGUCCUGCUCAGAGUGCCCAACUCUAUUUAUCGAUGCAAACACAAUUAUGUCUUAUGGCCUCCUGGAAAAAAUGAAAUUCAGCGUGUUGGAACUUCAAGAGUAUCUCGAUACUUACAACCACAAAAAGGAAGCUGCUGUCACUUGGUUGUGCAACUGUAAGGCCACGUUUCCCCGGACUGCUGGGGGUACAACAAGGCAACCGGUGGAGUAUGAGGAAAAGCAACUGGAGCUCUGUCAAAGACUCUACAAACUCCACUUUCAGCUGCUGCUGCUUUUUCAGUCCUACUGUAAGCUGAUAGAACAGUUCCGUGAAAUAAGCUCAAUUCCUGAGCUGACGAAUAUGUCCAGAGAGCUAAAUGAGUUGAAGAGCAACCUGAGAGCGGCAGCGGCCUCGGUCACGUGUGAUGAGGCGGCUGCCCGGGAGAGCUGCUGCUCUGAGCCCACCUUCAGCUCCUCUGAAGCUGCUGUGCAAGCCAUUCUGGAGGGUCUGAAGAACAACGAGCUUCAGGCAGCCAUCCGCUACAUUCGUGAGUGCAGAACAAUGUGGCCUAACGACAUCUUUGGCAGCCACUCUGAGGAGGAGGUCCAGACCUUACUGAACAUCUUCUUCAGACAUCAAACUUUGGGUCAAACGGGAACUUUUGCUCUGGUGGGCUCGAAGCAGGACCUGACAGAAAUCUCCUCCAAGCUGAUGGAACUGAACGUGGAGAUGCGGGACAUGAUCCGACGAGCCCAGGGCUACCGAGCCAUCACGGCUUUCCUCCCAGACUCCAGCAUUUCAGGCUCGACUCUUUGAGGGAGGUCUGGCAGCGCAGCGAUGUCCAUUCCAACACCCUGUGCUAUGCCUACACUCCAGUGCUGUCUGGGGUUGCUGCUAUCAUCUCAGUGGUUAACAAGCUCUCUGCUCUCUCUUGGGAAUAACCAAACACCUCCUCUUGUGACUCCGAGUACAUCACAAAGUCAGAUCUCUAGACGUGCAGCAAUACUGUUGGUUUUAGACAAACGAGUGACACACGAGAAAGUUAGGCUUUUAUUGCACUAAUAGCCUGGCCUCACCAGACCAAUCUGCAAGGGCAUAAUAAGCAUGAGCUCGCUGAUUGGUCUGGUUUCCAGGAUCCGAAUGAUAGAAGUUUUCACAAAGCGACCACUUCAUACCGAGGUCGGUCAACGACUGUCAGAUUUAACAAAUGACAUACCAAAGAUUAAUAACUCUUUUUCAGUUACGUUGUUUUAAUUGUCAAGGGGAAAUGUGCAAUCCGUCCUGGGAGUGGAAAACCUUUACUGUUUCCUGAAAGAAUGUAUUUGAAUAUCAGAGCAGUGAAAAAAUGAACAUUGUCAGUAAAGAAAAAGGGAGGCUUCAUUACUUGCUUUAAGUAUUGGGUCUUUUGUGUGUGUGUGUGUGUGAGUGUGUGUGUUUUGUGUGUUGGUGCCUGAGUGUGUGAAUCUUAACCUGACGACCAUCCUCGAUGGCAUUACGGAUACUGAUUUCUUUAAUAACAGUUAUUAACUUGUUCACAUAAACUAUUCUGACCUGCGCUGCAAAUCUACUGUAAUGUCUCCCAAACCUACAUCCUUCUAUGUGGGUAUUCUGUUACUUAAAAAAAAAAUCUUACUGUUCCUUUUAACUGUGCAGCUUUUAGCAAUUAGGGGAAAUAUUUAUAUCAUUUGCAAGAGAAAGACAUGCUUCUAUCAGACUAGAUUUAUAGAAAACUAAUAUUUUGUUUGGAAUUUGCCAAGCUUGCAAAUUCGAUGUACUAUAAAGUGUAAUAAUAAUGUUUAUCGACAAACACAGAAAACUAUUUUAGCUGAAUAUUUGUAUAUAGUGCAGCGGGGGCUUCGCUCAAGACUCAUAAGAUUGUAUUUUUAUGAACGUACAAUUUGAGUUGCAUAAGGAGGAAAAGAGAUAUUUGUAAAGCUUGCACAGGAACUGAUGGAGUAGCCUCCCGCUUUGUAAAUACUACUGCCUUUGCAAUGUACUGUACUUUGGUGUUCUGUACACUCAUGUAACGAUGAAAAUAAAACCUACAUUUGUAAA
Messenger RNA from Limanda limanda (common dab), 10455 nucleotides. Its product is annotated as protein furry homolog. Gene Ontology annotation, biological process: cell morphogenesis; neuron projection development. NCBI's taxonomy places the organism in Eukaryota, Metazoa, Chordata, Actinopteri, Pleuronectiformes, Pleuronectidae. The transcript is spliced from 60 exons. The record is from RefSeq and is a predicted model, not a curated record. The coding region runs from base 142 to 9216 and encodes 3024 amino acids. Gene Ontology annotation, cellular component: cell cortex; site of polarized growth.